AUGAAUGGCGUUGAGGGUGCUGCUGAUAAUUUUUUAAAAGAGAAAAUAAAUGUAGUAUCGGAUAGUACAUCAUUCAAACAGUUACGUAUACUUAAAAUUCGAGAGAGUCCGGCUUCGUCUUCUCGCCAUCCGCCGGCUCCACAAUCGGCAAAUCCAUCGAUAGCUGCGUCAGGUAGUGCUCGUUCUUCGCCAAUGAGGACAUUGACAAGCUCAUCUGGUGGUCUAUUUAUCAGUGCUCCAGGAAAGAUUAUUUUAUUUGGUGAACAUGCCGUUGUUUAUGGAAAGACUGCUGUUGCUGGUUCCAUUGACUUACGGACAUAUAUCAGUUUGUACACUUCUGCUGACGGGAGAAUUUAUUUGUCACUUCCGGACUUGGGAAUUGAAGAAACCUGGGAGUUGAAGGAACUUUUCAGAGCUGGCGAAAAAUUAGCUCAAGAAUGCUCUGUAAGCGGGGUUUCGCCGUUACCACCCGAUAAGGUUGUCCCUUACGCUAAAGUCUUAAGUGGUUAUGGUGAAGAUCAUUCUGGUGCUCAAGGCUUGGCAAUUCUUGCUUUCUGGUAUCUUCUACUCAGUGCUGUCCAGUAUAAAAGGGAUCUCUUAGCAGUCAAAGUAACUAUACGGUUUAAGCUUCCGUCCUGUGUGGGACUAGGGUCUUCUGGGGCAUAUUGUGUUUGCGUGGCUUCUGCCCUUCUUCAAACUGCUGGAAUUAUACCGCCUCCGUCUAUUCCAGUCGAUGGCGAAGGCACUCUUACUUGGGACUAUCCACAUUUAGACAUCAUUCGUCGUUGGUCAGCAGCUGCUGAAUGUAUAAUUCAUGGACGAGCCUCUGGUUUGGAUGCAACGAUAUGUACUUACGGAGGUGUUGCUGCUUUCAAGGCUGGGAAUGCACUUCAGCACUUGAAAAACCUUCCGGACUUGCGGGUUAUCCUAAUAAACUCUAAAGUGGAGAAAAGCACUUCAAGAAUGGUACAAGUGGUCAGGGAAGCACUGAAGACAUACCCUGAUGUGCUCCAACCAAUUUUCGAAUCUAUCAAUGCAAUAUCGGUGGAGGCUACAAAAAUUCUUCAUAGACCUGUUGUGGAAAAUGGAGACUCAGAAAAAUUAGUAAACGGUGGCAGUGGUACUUCUGCUAGUGGUGCGUAUUGUAAUGAACACGAGCACCAGAGUUUACAGCCUGGCGAGAAGGUCACAAAUAGCGGCGAUUCCGCCAGACUUACUUCGUACGUUGCUGACGGAAAACGAAGCAGUAACACUUCAGCAGCUAGCGGAUCUUUGGCAGGUGGUUCAACUUCGGAUAAAGCUGAGAAGAAUGAGCUCAUUGAUGCUUACUCGAGAUUAAACGAUCUAUGUCGUAUUAACAAUCAGCUUCUGAUGGCAUUAGGAGUUGGUCAUCCGAAAGUUGACCAGCUUUGUACCCUGUUAGCUCGCUAUGGCAUACAUCCAAAAAUGACCGGGGCUGGUGGAGGUGGUAGUGUAUUUGCGUUCCUAAAACCUGAUACGUCUCCCACAUUACUUUCAAUGAUUGAAAAGGAAUUGACAAAUUUGAAUUAUGAAUUUUGGCAGCCGUCACUUGGUGGCCCUGGUGUGGUCUGCCAUUCUAGCAAACCGGAUUUAUUUAAUAUCCCCAGCACUGUGCCAACACUUGUAACUCUUCCCCCUUCUUCAAAUCCUGAAUCGGUGAGGUCGACGCCGUCGCUUCCACAUCAUAGCCGGAAAAAGUGA
Molecule: messenger RNA, 1722 nt
Organism: Enterobius vermicularis (human pinworm)
Lineage: Eukaryota; Metazoa; Nematoda; Chromadorea; Rhabditida; Oxyuridae
Source: the annotation of a GenBank genome assembly